Messenger RNA from Lytechinus pictus (painted urchin), 2513 nucleotides. RefSeq names its product putative nuclease HARBI1. The transcript has 4 exons. NCBI's taxonomy places the organism in Eukaryota, Metazoa, Echinodermata, Echinoidea, Temnopleuroida, Toxopneustidae. The coding region runs from base 30 to 1064 and encodes 344 amino acids. The record is from RefSeq and is a predicted model, not a curated record.
CCUAAAAACUCUGGCAAAGUAGUUUCAAGAUGGCUGCUCUAUUGUAUGCCAUACAGCAGGCAGCUGUCUUGAGACGGGAGCGAGUCUUUAGAGAUCGAACGCAUCCCUUGGACAUCUAUGACGACAGCGAGAUGCUGAAGUUUUAUAGAUUCUCCAGACAGGGAUGCGUUCACAUCAUUAACAGACUCGCUCCCUAUAUUGAGCAUCCGACAAGACGAAAUUCUGCUAUACCUGCAAGCCUGCAAGUUUUUAUCACCUUGCGAUACUUUGCGACAGGCUCUAUGCUAACAAAUACCAGUAUAAUCCACGGUAUUAGUAUUUCCACGGCAUCGAGGACAGUGAGGAGAGUGACCUUAGCUUUGUAUCAGCUUAGAAAUGAGGUGAUCAAGUUCCCCCAGUCAAUUGAAGAUCUGAGAGAGCGACAAGUAGGUUUUUAUGGAGUGGCCCAUUUUCCAAAUGUGGUCGGUGCUGUCGAUGGAACGCAUGUUAAUCUGUUAGGGGCUCCACUAGGCGAGGACGAGUACCUGUAUGUUAACAGAAAGGGUCGCAAAUCACUGAACGUUCAACUGAUUUGCGACCACACCUACAAAUUGCUGAAUGUCGUUGCCAGGUGGCCAGGGAGCACCCACGACAGCCGCAUCUUGAGGAACAGUGCCAUUGGACAACGAUUUGAUGAUGGCGAACUGCAAGGUAUCCUGCUAGGCGAUGCAGGAUAUCGCCUGGAGCCAUGGCUCAUGACGCCAGUUCGAGAGCCACAUAACAAUGCUGAAAGAGCAUAUAACAGAGCACACUGUAAGACACGGGUUUUCAUCGAGCAAGUCAACGGGCAGCUCAAGAAUAAAUUCAGAUGCUUGUUGGGUGGUGGCAUCAAUAUGUCCCCAGAGAGGGCCAGUGACAUCAUCAUCGCUUGUUGUGUCCUCUUCAACAUAAGCAAGGAGUUGAAAGAACCAGAACAAGAAUACCACAUGGAAGUUGAUGAAGAUGUCAAUCCCCACGAGCCAGAAGGAAAUGAGCCCACUGGUGCUGCCGUAAGACAGGCUAUUAUAAACGAUUAUUUUGCUUGAACUGGUUUGGAUUUACCAUGCACAUUUUCCCCAUUGUCAUUGCUCUGUUAAAGUUGAAAGCUUUCGCUUUAUUUUCUAUUGACAUUUUUCAAAAUAUUUAUUGGAAAGGUGUUACAGAUAUUGUAACUAGUUUGAAAGCAUUGUAUUUACAAUUGCACUUUAUUUCUGAUUUAUAUAAUUUCACUACAAAUCAUAUUGUUUUGACCAGUUGAAAAUGAGCAAUGGCAAACUUCUGAAUCAUAAACCAUUGAUCUUCAAGGCACUAACUUUACUUCAACUUUGCUCUUAGGUUGUUGGUCUUUUCUAGCAUAAGGUAUAACCUCCAUAUACACAAUGAUCUAAUUAUGAUUUAACAUGUGGUAGAGUUUGGGACUGGCUGAGUGACAAAACUCACAAAAGUAAAUGUGAAUACAUAUACAUGUGCCUAAGAUCUAUGAAGAGUGAGAGGUUGUAGUCACAAGCAAUGCCCCUAAUGAUUGACAACAAAUCUUACCAAAAUGUGCACCUUUGGAGACAAUGAAAACAAUUGUCAUUCAUAUGUAUACAAACAUAGAUGCAUAAAUAUUCUUGGAGUAUAUAUUUACAGAAAGCACUUUUGCAAAUACUGUAUACUUGUCUAUUUUGAUCCUGACUUUCAUGGUGAAAGAUUCUCACAGUGAGCAUCAUAUUGAAUGGUUCUGUAAAUGUAUUGAAUAUUCCAAAUGAUAGAGUACAUCAUACCUCCAAAUGGUUGAUGAUUAUGAAAUUAUGAAAGAAACCCAAACCUGCAUACAUAUAAGACAUCUGAAUAUAUAAUUCUUCAUAUAUGCUGUGAGAGUCAGAUGCAACAGGCAAGGAUCACAUGGAAUGUGGUCAUGAAUCCCAUGAAAAUUGGUUUAUGCAUCAACUCUAGAAUCAAUUAAGCAUAACCCUGGAAUAUAAAGCAUUGGUGUACAUGAUCAGAAGUAAUUUGUGAAACAUUACAAUAUAGCAAGUGUCACCUGGGUUCCAACGAUAUAUGUUAAACACAGAUAUCAAGACCGAGAGUGAAGGGAUGGCUAAUUUUUACUCACUCUGAUUUACUUGAGCUUUUGUCUUGAGUGACACUGAAAAAUUGAUGCAGUCACACAUUUCAGAACAAGAUAAUGGAAAAAAAAACCCACAUCACUGAUGUUAUAAUAUUGGAGGAAAUCUUAUUGUACUUGUCACUUCUUUAGUGAAAUUUAUUUCAGAGUUGAAUAAUAGAGAAUUAGAGAUCAAUAUGUUAUCCUUUUACCCAGAUUUGGAUUAUGAAAAUGUAUAAGUGAACAUUGAACUAUUCUUAGAGAGGGAUUCUCAUGAGGAUUUCAGCACCAAAAUGUUUUUGUUGCAUUGCAAGGCAUUGAUUCAAAUUUUACUAGAGUAUUGAAUGAAUAACAUUAUUUUCUAUCUACUGAGAUGAGAAUAAAAGAUCAAGUUUAACAUCCUCAA